AUGGUUGGGGAUCACUGCAGCCUCCCCGGUGAACGGCCCGUCCUCGCCCAGAGUCCCAAACCCGGAUUAAGCUGCAAAAUGGUCCUGCAGGCGGUGGGCAAAGUGCUGCGGAAGUCCAAGGGAAAGCCAAAUGGUAAAAAGCCAGCACCAGAGGAGAAGAAACUUUACCUAGAGCCAGAAUACACAAAAUCCAGAAUUACUGACUUCGAAUUUAAGGAGCUAGUGAUGUUACCACGAGAAAUAGACCUCAACGAGUGGCUAGCCAGCAACACAACAACUUUCUUUCAUCACAUCAACUUACAGUAUAGUACAAUCUCAGAAUUCUGUACGGGAGAGUCCUGUCAGACCAUGGCAGUGUGCAAUACACAGUACUACUGGUAUGACGAGCGGGGAAAGAAGAUCAAGUGCACUGCUCCUCAGUACGUUGACUUCGUCAUGAGCUCAGUGCAGAAACUAGUGACAGAUGAGGACGUCUUUCCAACGAAAUACGGCAAGGAAUUCCCAAACUCAUUUGAGUCCCUAGUGAAGAAGAUCUGCAAGUAUCUGUUCCAUGUGCUGGCCCAUAUCUACUCCUCACACUUUAAGGAGACUUUGGCACUGGAGCUGCACGGACAUUUAAACACACUCUACACACACUUUAUCCUAUUCAUCAGGGAGUUCAACCUCGUGGACCCUAAAGAGACCACCAUCAUGGAUGACCUCACAGAGGUCCUCUGCAGCAGCAGCGGGAGCAGCAGUAACGGGAGCGGCAACGGGAGCAGCAACAGCGCAGGAGCACAGAACCACGUGAAAGAGAGAUGAGCCCUGCUACAGGAUCAAAACUAACAUUAAAAACAAUAUUAUAUAUUCUGUGUGUAUGUAUAUGUUCAGAUAUACAUACAGACAUAUACAGCAAGGAAAGCUGAAAGGAGUUACGCUGCGACCGCAGGAGGUGUGCCGGGACGGACUGCACGGAGAUUUGGUUUAAUGCGCCACCUGGCGAGAAGUUGCACCAAUUUUAUUUUAUUUUCUGUCCACUCCUCCUCUUACUUACGCAGAUGGAUGAUGAGUGCUGUUUUUAGAGAAGAGCCAAGCCUGAGAGUGGGGCCACUCUUGGUUUUCUUUGUUUUGUUUUGUUGGUUGGUUGGUUUUUUGUUUUCCUUUCUUUGGUCUUGAGUGCAAGCCGUUGUCUUUCUAGGAUGGUGGUCCUGCCAUUUAAAAAAUAUCUAUUAUAUUAUAAGAAGUGACUUUUACUUUGAAGUGGCUUAAAAUGCAGGUUUGUUUGGGUUGGGUUUUUUUUUUGGGGGGUGGGGGUGGUUUUUUGAUUCGGUUUUACAUAGACUGCCCCUUACCCUGCCAAGAACUCCCCAGUUGAGUGCAUUUUGCCCUUUGUUAGCUUGGAAUGGGAAGAAACUCCUGGCUUGACUGGAGCAGCAGCUAGGGGCUUGCCACAUGUUGAAAGUGGGCAUGAUUGUCCAGUUGUCCCAUCACCCUGGUCACAACAUGUGACCAUGCAAGAGGAUCCACAAGCCUUUCUGCUUAUUGCUCCUACAACAUAUAUUCUCUUUUCUCUGCUCCCCUGCCUCCUCUUUUCCCAGGCACACCUCUACAAAUGGAAAGGGUAAGGGAGUCCAAAACCCAUGUGCAAGAGCCACCACCAUUUGCUUCCCACUGAACAGAGGCCCAGGGAGGGGGGAGAAGGGUACAUUGAGUCAGUCACCGCCUGUGCUAGAAAGAUGGCUGUUGGCAUAAAAUUAUAUUGUUGGCUUAUUUUAGUUCAUCUGUUCUAUAAUAAUAAAAACAAAUCUAUUGGCCACAA
Molecule: messenger RNA, 1798 nt
Organism: Leptosomus discolor (cuckoo roller)
Lineage: Eukaryota; Metazoa; Chordata; Aves; Leptosomiformes; Leptosomidae
Gene: MOB2
Product: MOB kinase activator 2
Source: RefSeq, a predicted model, not a curated record